UUUUUUGUUUUACAUGGUUGUGGUUUUUAAUAUAGAGGAAUACAAUGGCACAGUUGUGUCUCGCCCACAAACCACAAACACACAUGGGCUCAGGUUAAGUCAAACUGCAAGCUACUGUCCUGGGAACAAAGUGCAGACACCUGCAUUUCUAACGGCAGUGGUUUUGGCUGUGUGAUUAUAAUAAAAAUGAUUACCCUCAUUUCGACAGUGCAUGGCCCAGUAGUCUCAAAGCCAUAUGUUCCUCCUCCUCCUGCUCCUUUCUCCUGCUUUUACUGCGUGUUCUUCAAGAGUUCGAAGAAGAGUGGAAAAACUGUGAGAGGAGAAAAACAUGCUCAUGGCUGAGUAUCUGUCCUUCUCUUCCUUUUUGUAUGAGAGAGAGUGAAAGAGGCAGCAGCACAUACAGCACAGCGGUUGGCAGUCUGCAGUACUUCCUCAUCCUGGCUGUUGUGUUGAGACAGACAGCCGCUGCUCCUGACCCUUUUCACCCUCAGACUCUUCAUACAGCUCAGCAAAGGACCGAUAUUUUGGUCUGUUGUGCUUCAGGGCACUCAGGCAGAGGGCAGUCUCUAGGACAGCGUCCAGUGACAAACACGUGUAGUUAGCUGACGCGCAGCCAUGAUGAAAUCGGGCGCCACCAAGGUGGGGCUGCCCAAGCCGGGACUCCAGAAGCAGGUCUCCUUGGCCACCUCUUCCUCCACCGCCUCCUCCACAGCCAUGAAGACAUCCAGAUCAUCCAACACACUGGCCUCAGACCAGCGCCUUAGCAGGCUGAAAAGAGCCAGCAGUGACGAUGCCUUGACAAAGCCUGCACUGGGAGCUGCUACCUCUGGCUCCCGGAUGAAAAAGACUGUGACCACUGGAGCCAUCUCAGAUCUUGCAGAGGGCCGUCCUCGCAGCCUGUCUGGUGCACAAGCGGCCAAGAAGUCUGGUAUUCCAGCUCCUAGAGAAAUCCCUUCCACUAUAACACGAGACCGCAUCUCUCUGAGGGACCAGCUUAGGAGCUCCACCACUAAGAGGAUGGUUUCCAGUGCCAGCACUUCCAGCCUCUCCACCCUGGCAAAGCAAACACGUAGUUCAACCAAGUCCCGUGGAGAUGCAGAGAGCCAGGAAAAGGGCCUUCUGGAGUGCCAGGUGAAAGAGCUGCUGGCUGAGGCCAAGGCCAAAGACUUAGAGAUCAGCAAUCUCAGGAUGGAGUUGCAGCGCUGCAAAGGUAAAGCCUCCACUGCUCCCUCCUCACCGUCAGCCAACUCUGUCGCAUGGCAAGAGCCGGCUGCAGAUCGGGAGCAGGAGCAAGUGGCGGAGGCCCUUGUACUGGUUGGGGAGCUGAGGGAAAAGAACGGGAAGUUUCAGAGAGAGCUGGCAGGGCUUAGGGAGGAGAACCAGGCACUGAAGGAAAAAUUGCUUUCCUUGGAGGCCUCUCCUCUCUCCAGUACAAACACAAGCAGCCCUUCCAAGCCUUUGGUGAAUGGACUGCCCUCAGACUCCAACUCCUCAACUCAGCAACAGGACAGUCUUCCUUCCACUGCCAGCCCUCUCAAAACCUCUGUCUCCUCUGGUUCUGACAUCACCAAGGACUCACCAUCACCCGACUCCUCAGAGUUUGAGAAGAUCCCGUCGCGUUCAGAGUCAGUGAGUAGCGGUGUUAGUGCGGAAGCUGUUACAGCGGGGGCAGUGACCAGUGCAGGAGGGCAGGAUGUGUCAGUGCAGAGCCUGACCGAAAGGAUUCACAAGAUGGAGGAGAGCCACCACAGCACAGCCGAGGAGCUGCAGGCAACUGUGCAGGAGCUGGCUGACCAGCAGCAAGUGGUGCAGGAGCUGACGGCUGAGAAUGAGCGUCUGGCCGAGGAGAAACGCCUCCUGCAGACCUCGCUUCAACAGCAGAGAGAGCGCCUGGAGGUGCUGGCCCAGAAGAAUGAAGCACUCACUGGCCGACUUCAGGAGCAAGCACAAGCUCAGGCCAAGAGGGAGGAGGAGCUGGGUAGCCAAGGGCCUCGGCUGGCCGAGCUGGAGCAGAGGUAUGCCGAGCUGGUCGAGAGCUCGCGCUUCGAACGGGAGAAGCUAGUGGACAUCCAGCAGCAGCUGACAGGCAGCCUGCGGGCUCUGGAGGAGGAGCACCAAGAGGCGCAGGGCCAGGUGCGCUGCAUCAAAGAGGAGAUGGACAGACUGCAGGCCCAGCUGGACAGGGAGGUGGAAGCUGGAGGUCAGGCAGCACAGGUCGCAGAGGAGCAGAGGGCAACAGCAGACUGUCUCAGACUGGAAAACAGUAGGCUGAAAGCGCAGGUGGACAUUGAGAGGCAAAAGGUGGGUGAGCUGAAGGCCAUGCAGAGCGCUGGUGACAGCAGUGAAGUGCAGAACUUGCUGAAAACAGCCCACGCUGAGAGAGACAGGCUGGAGGUGGAGCUGACAGAGCUGAGGCAGGAGCUGCUACAAGCCCAGGCCGAGACUGAGCACGUGCAAGCCACAAUGUCCAAGACGGAGGCCAAAUGCCAGCAGGUUCAGGAGCGGGCCGAGAGGAGGGAGCAGGAGCUCAGCAGCCGGGUGACUUCACUGGAGGAGGCCGCGAUUCACGCUGAGAACCAGGUGAAGGAGCUGAAGGAGACCAUCUUCGAACUGGAGGACCAGGUGGAGCAGCAGAGGGCCGUCAACUGCCACACCAACCAAGCCGUCCUGGACAUGGAGAAUCUUGUCAAAAAACUGGAGGAGCAGAAAGCUGAUGCAGACCGACAGCUGAAGGUCAUGAGUAGACAAAUGAAGGAUGAAAAAGAGGAGUGGCGUCGGUUCCAGGCGGACCUCCAGACUGCAGUGGUGGUUGCCAAUGACAUCAAGGUGGAGGCUCAGCAGGAGCUCCGUACACUCAGGAGGCAGCUGCAGGAGGAACAGGACCGCAAUGCAAAGCUUUCAUCAGACCUUGAGGCCCUGCAGGGAGUCAGGUCCCAAGGUGACGAGGUGAGGGUGUCCGACUCCGAUAUCAACCGUCAUUGGUGCGGCAUCUCUAUGAUCCCGACCACACCCAUAGACGUCGCCGGGGAUGCCAACGACUCAGAGCCCGGAGCUACUGUCAAAUCCCUCAUUAAGUCCUUUGAUACUGUUGGACAGAAUGGACCAGGACACACAGUUCAGAUGCAUUCCUCCUCGAGAAGCCCGCUGAGUGGGAUCCCUGUACGCACCGCACCUGCUGCUGCUGUCUCCCCUAUCCAGAGACACACGUACAUAAAGCCACUGUCAAAAACUUUGGAGAAAAGAAUCAAUCACGGAGAAUUCUCUCAUCAUCAUGAUAAGAUGUCAGGCUGUGGGGAAGACCUGAAACCUAACAGCCUGAUGAGGAAGAGCCCUUCUUUAGAGUCUGUAAUCAAAGCCCCCGCCUCCCUCAGUGGCCGCACAUCAUCCUUCAGCUACAACCGAGGCAACAGCAAGCUCAGUGUGGAAAGAAAGGACCCCUUGGCUGCACUGGCCCGGGAGUAUGGAGGAUCUAAGAGGAACGCUUUACUGAAGUGGUGCCAGAAGAAAACAGAGGGCUAUCCGAACAUCGAUGUGACCAACUUCAGCAGCAGUUGGAGUGAUGGCCUGGCUUUCUGUGCCCUCUUGCACACGUAUCUGCCCGCCCACAUCCCAUACCAGGAACUCAUCAGUCAAGAUAAGGUCCGGAAUCUGACCUUAGCUUUCCAGGCUGCUGAGAGCAUUGGGAUCAAACCCUCCCUGGACAUGGAGGAGGUGAUGAAGACAGACAGGCCGGACUGGCAGAGCGUCAUGCAGUACGUCUCUCAGAUCUACAAGUACUUUGAGACCUAACCAGCUUGAGAGAGAUGAAUCGGAGGCACUGCAGCACUUUUUCUGUCAGCACUACAUUCACCUUCCAGACAGACGUAACGCUGCCAGCGUAACCUUCCUCCUGCUCACUGUUGGACACUUAACACACAACUGAGGAAGUCUCCAUUCUUGGGAGAUUUGAAACAAUCACAGAGUUGCUGUUUUCUCAUUUUUUAACGGGACGCUACAGUGAGCACUGAGGCUCAAAUUUACAAAGACUGUACUGCAAGAAACAAUAACUUGUUCAAUUUUACCAGCUUAAAACAUCAUCUGAGCAUCGGAUUCACAGGCAGGGGACAGCUGAGCUGGUUUGAUUAUUUUUUAACUCCCUCUAUACUGACUUUGAAAGAACUGACAAAAAUACAUACUGUAAUAGAUUCUGGGUAACACUUUACUUGAAGGUAUCUACAUAAGGGUGACAUAUGUCAUAACUAUGACAUGACACUGUCAUGAACUUGUCAUAAACAUUAUGUACAUGUCAUAAACGUUUAUGACUGCUGUCAUUAAGUGUCAUUUGGUUUUUGUAAUGACAAGUUGACAUUGUUUGGGUUGUUUUGAUUAUGACAACUUGACAUUAAUCAAAGUGACAUUACCAGAAGUUGUCUUUGUCAUGACAAGUUGACAUUAAUUUGUUUAGGAUGUCCUUAUAAUGACAACUUGACAUUAACAAGAAAUGCACCUCUUUUUGUGUUUAUGACAAGGUGACAUAAUGAUUGAUACAAAGAUGAUACAUCUUCUGGUAAUGUCAUCCUGGUUAAUGUCAAGUUGUCAUGUCAAGGACAUCCCAAACAAAUUUAAUGUCAACUUGUCAUGACAAAGACAACUUCUGGUAAUGUCACUUUAAUUAAUGUCAAGUUGUCAUAAUCAAGACAACCCAAACAAUGUCAUUACAAAAACCGAAUGACACUUUUAUGACAUAUAUAUAAUGUUCAUGACAAGUUCAUGACAGUGUCAUGUCAUAGUUAUGUAGAUAACUUCAAGUAAAGUGUUACCAGAUUUUGUCACAAACUGGCUGUCAGUACAGAAGAUAUUUUUCCAUUAUAUGCUAAUUAUCAGUGUUGUUUGUGAAUCCAGUGCUCUGGUUCUUAUGGAAGCCCAUAUCUGCCAAUGUGAUGGAUAAAAAAAACAGAUCCUGUGAGUCACUACAGUGAGAACAUUUCUUGAAAUAAUGACUUUGUAUCUCAAAAUACUGAGUUGUUAUAAGAAAAACGACAAGUUAGUAUCUCAGUUAGGGCUGCCCACGACUAUGAAUUUUCCCAGUCGACCAAUAGUCAUCAUUUAGGGCAAUUAGUUGACUACUUGUAUCGCACUGCUUGGUGGAAACAGGGCUUUAGCAACCACUCAAAGUGCUUUACAACACAUGCACCAUUCACCCACACAUCCAUACACCAUACAUACAGUUUUCUAAUAAUAACUUACAGUAUCUUUUUUUAUUUUUAAUCACAUUGGCAGUAAUGGGCUCCCGUUGGUUCUGGUCAUUUUCAAAUGUGCCAAAUCUUCCAAGACACAGCAUAUACCAGACUAUCUAUGCAUGGUCAAAGUGUAACCCUCUGUCUGAGCUCGCAGCGUGACGUCUUUUUUCACUGAACAUUUUGUUUCGUUUGCUGAAAUGUUGCUUUAAAGAAUCUGUCACUUCUCACACCGAGUGCUUAUCGUGAACGAGCUGGAGUUGUACUUUGCAGAGCAGAGAGUGUUUUGAACUGACAGCUUUGAGUUGAACUGAAGCCUUUUAUAUUUUCCACUUAAGAAUAGAGAUGAGACAAACCCUACGCUGCCAUCUGUGAUGCGACACUAAAACAUGAUUUAACACUACGAGAGUUGCUGAAUAGUUUUGUAGAAAUAUUUUUAUGAAGACAGAUUGAUCUCUAUGUUUGCGUUGUUUACAGCACUAAGGACCGGCUGAAUCAAACCAUUGUGCACUGUUUUUCACGUUUUUCCAUCGAGACUCUCUCAACAACUAUGGUACUGCAGCUGCUUUGCAAAAUCUACAUAUUCCGCAUGCCAUGUUUAAAUAAUGACGGAGAGGAUGACCUUUACGUGUAAGAGGUUUAGGCACAACACUUUCUCUGUGGUAUGAUUUAGACAAGCCUCCAUUUGCAGAUGCCCUUAUGUUUUGGAAGAUAAAAGUGUUAUUUAUUGAUUUACAAGACGUGUAUCCUGAAAAGUGAGAAUGGACAGAAGUGUGUGCAGUUUUCUAUAUACUGAUGUCAGAUCUGGAAGCCUGUUGGAUGGAUAUUGCCCAAUAAAGGAUUGUCAAGUUUUAUAUUCAA
Messenger RNA from Epinephelus fuscoguttatus (brown-marbled grouper), 6077 nucleotides. It is a transcript of the gene specc1, whose product is annotated as sperm antigen with calponin homology and coiled-coil domains 1. The transcript has 15 exons. Gene Ontology annotation, cellular component: microtubule organizing center; filamentous actin. Lineage: Eukaryota; Metazoa; Chordata; Actinopteri; Perciformes; Serranidae. Bases 616 to 3789 code for a protein of 1057 amino acids. Gene Ontology annotation, biological process: actin cytoskeleton organization. The record is from RefSeq and is a predicted model, not a curated record. Gene Ontology annotation, molecular function: protein binding.